Messenger RNA from Enhydra lutris kenyoni (northern sea otter), 3724 nucleotides. It is a transcript of the gene SLC60A2, whose product is annotated as major facilitator superfamily domain containing 4B. NCBI's taxonomy places the organism in Eukaryota, Metazoa, Chordata, Mammalia, Carnivora, Mustelidae. The transcript is spliced from 10 exons. Gene Ontology annotation, biological process: transmembrane transport. The record is from RefSeq and is a predicted model, not a curated record. The coding region runs from base 1 to 3015 and encodes 1004 amino acids.
AUGUGUAAGAAAAUUGAGCAGUGGCACAACUACACACGAAUUCAGAUUUUUGGUAAGGGUGACCAGAGAAAGUCUACUACAUUCAACAAACAUUUCCUGAAGACCCACUUUGCGCCAGGCACUAUGCUAAAGGAUAAACAAGACAUGGUGCCUUCCCUUCAAUACUCUGAGAGGCCCAAAGCAGCACAGCACAGGAAAGCCUUUGACAACCAGCAGUUAAUCAUGGGCCAACUCUCAGACCAACCCCUGAGUGGUACAUGCUCAGGACAGACCCGGAGCAACAGAGCAGAGGCUUUGAAAACUGAACUGAGAUUGAAACCAACAACUACCGAAGGCGAUGCAAAACCUGUAAUGUUAACACCUGUCAGACAAAGAACCAGGAAACUGUGGCCAAAUCCUGAGGGAAGAGACAAUCAACAAAACAACUCUGAGAUAACACAGGUGUUGGAAUAUUCAGACGAAGACUCUAAAUCAGCUUCUACGUGUUGCAGGAGUGAGCAAGUCGGAGGUGUGUCGCUCGACAACUCCUCCAUGGAGGACGCUCCAAAAUCCUUUGCAACCUGCCUCUCGUACAACCUUCUCUUUUCUUCAAUACAUUAUGCCUUUCGUUUCAGCUACAUCAGACUUUUCUCAAAGAGGCCUUCCCUGAUCCUGAAAUCGAAAAAGGUUCUCUUAAAUCACAGCGCCUGUGCUUUCUCAGGCCGUGAUCUGGUCAAAGAGCAAAAGGGAACAAAAAGCUGGAACUGGGUAAAGAAGACGAGGCUUCCUUCUCCACCGGCACACCUUUACUCGGGGAUCCUGGAAACCCGCGUCCUGCUCGUUUCUGACAACGGUAUCACUCGCCGGGACUGGAGCCAGAGUGUGCUUGAAACCUCGGCUGUGGGGGACAGACCACUGGGCUCCCUUUGCCCUGCGAGGAGACCCGGGGAGCGGGUGCAAAGCCAGACCCUGCCAGUCCUGGCCCGCUUUUUCGCCCGCAACCGCGUGGCCUCGUCUUACCUCACGCCCCCGCGGAGCCCAGGCUGCAGCUUCAGCUCACUCCGCCACGCGGCGCGCGCUCGCUGGGCUUCUGUGGGCUCAGCUGUGUGUGAUGCGACGGCCCGGGCGCCACGUCCGGUCUCCCAGGCAACCACAGAAACUUCCGGUUUGCGAGCGGCCGCGGUUGGCGAGAGGCCACAUUUCCGCCACGUGACCCCCUCCGACACCUCGCGGGCUGAAGGGCUGGCGUCACCGGCCUGCAACACCCUGCGUGUCCCGAAGUUCGACUUCCCCGCCUCGACGAGGGCCGGGCGGCGGCAAGACCGCUUCUCCUCAGCCGCCGAACUGGAGUUGGAGGUGGAACUCCGUGGGGCCCGGGCCCCGGCUGCCGGGCAGCGGCUCCUCGGGGUCCAGGCCGCGGCGGAGAAUGAGGCGGAGGCGGUGGCGGUGGCGGGUUUCAGGCGGGGCCGCCAGGCUGGAAGCAUCCUGCGCUGGUUCAUCACCGUGAUCCUGUGUGCUGCCUUCCUGGGGCUGGGAAUGAGUGUUGCAAUACUGGGACCUACAUUUCAAGAUUUGGCAACAAACGUGAACCGCAAUAUAAGCAGUCUUUCUCUGAUUUUCGUGGGCCGUGCCUUUGGAUUUUUGAGUGGCUCAGUGAUUGGUGGAGUUCUUCUUGACAUUUUGAAUCAUUUUCUACUUUUGGGGGUGUCAAUGUUGACUACCACAGUUGGUCUUUAUCUUGUUCCAUUUUGUAAGACAGCAGUAUUACUGAUUGUCAUGAUGUCCGUCUUUGGUGUCUCAGCUGGCAUUCUGGAUACAGGUGGUAACGUCCUAAUCUUGGCUAUUUGGGGGGACAGAGGAGCCCCCCAUAUGCAGGCCUUACACUUCAGUUUUGCCUUGGGUGCCUUUUUGGCUCCCUUGCUGGCUAAGUUGGCACUGGGCACGACGGUGUCUGCUGAGAACCGCACAGAGGCUGACUCUAGCCAUUCUGCUCUCAACCCGUCAUCUGAAGCUGACUCAGAAUCUGUCCUCGGAGUACCCGACAAUAUGAAUCUGCUGUGGGCGUAUGCUCUUAUCGGUACUUACGUCUUUGUAGUUGCUAUCUUUUUUUUGGCUCUGUUUUUAAAGAAAAGCUCAAGGCAGGAAAAAGCAAAAACAUCUGCUCAGAGGUCUCGAAGAGCUAAAUACCACAAUGCCCUUCUCUGUCUCCUUUUCCUGUUCUUCUUUUUUUAUGUCGGAGCUGAGGUCACAUACGGCUCUUACGUUUUCUCAUUUGCGACCACCCACGCUGGCAUGAAAGAAAGUGAAGCGGCUGGGUUGAACUCCAUCUUCUGGGGGACCUUUGCAGCCUGCAGGGGCCUCGCAAUCUUUUUUGCUACGUGUUUACAACCCGGAACCAUGAUUGUGUUAAGCAACAUCGGCAGCCUGGCAUCGUCCUUACUGCUGGUGCUUUUCGACAAGAGCCCGGUUUGCCUCUGGAUAGCGACUUCAGUGUAUGGGGCCUCCAUGGCAACCACAUUUCCCAGUGGUGUUUCUUGGAUUGAGCAGUACACCACCAUCCACGGGAAAUCUGCAGCGUUUUUUGUCGUCGGUGCCGCCCUGGGAGAAAUGGCUAUUCCUGCAAUAAUUGGAAUUCUUCAAGGACAGUACCCUGAUUUGCCCGUGGUUUUAUACACCUGUUUGGGGGCAUCGAUAGCCACCACUGUUUUAUUUCCCGUGCUCUAUAAAUUAGCCACCGCACCUCUCCAUCCGCAGCGAAAAGGGCACAGAAAAAGCGAGGACCAGAAAGCUUUGCUGUCUAGUUCUGAGCUAAAUGACUAUGAGGAUGACAAUGAAGAAGAGGAGGCAGAAAAAUGGAAUGAAAUGGAUUUUGAAGUGAUUGAAAUGAAUGAUACAAUGAGGAAUUCUGUAAUAGAGACAUCUAGAAGUAUUUUGACGGAGCCCUUAGCUGAAGUCUCCAGUCAGUCCCACCCCAGUGCAGUGGUGUUGCAGUCCCCUGUGAAUCACCUUGCAAGAAACCAGGCAAAAAGGGACUAACACCUGGAGAAGAUGGAUUAUUCUGACCUCCUUGAAUAAUCUCCAGUUCUCAUGAAGCCAGGCAGAGCAGAGCAUUAACAGAUUAUCAGCAUGCUUUGGGGAAUCAAAAUUUCUAGGUCAGAGUAUAGCAAAUGCUACAAAGUUUUGAAAGGUUCUGUAAUUCCAGAAUUUUCCAUAAAGAACAAGUGGUCUCGUAUGGCAGGAUCUUCUUGUGAGGCUAGUGUUUGGCAUGUGCCUGAUUAGGUAAUGUUCUACGGUCUCUACCCCUCAGAGCACACAAAGAAGGUGUUUGUAGUUGAGAAGUUGGGUGCUGUUCUAAUAGAACGAAACCAUCUAGUAGAUGAAUCGAUUAGCAGAGCAAGUGGUCAGUCAUCAGUAUUCUACCAGGGAAGUAGAGGAUUGUCGUUUCAUAAAAGAGCAACUUUGAAAACGGACAGACAUUUUUUAUUAAUUGCUUUGCCCUCCCUGUAGUGUUGCACGGGAGAAUGCUGAUGCUUCAUUUGAUUUCUGGUUUCUAUGAGGAGAACACAGACAGAACCUUAGAGACCUCACUUCAUGACUGCUGCUUAUAGUUUUCUGGCUCUAUGCUCAGUCCCUUCACUUAAGUAGGCCUGGUUUAUCUGUCUCCUGAUACAUAAUUCUAUUAGUGACAAUGAGAUGAUUUUCAAACCAGGAAUCCAUCAGUUUCAAAGUUUGUACAAGAAAAAAA